GGUCCAUCAUAGUGGAAUGGACAUGAAGACACAGUGUGUUCCUCUCUGGCUCCUGGGUACCACCCUUGUCCUGUGCUGUGUGUACACCCAUGGUCUCAGGAGAUGCCUGGCUUUUGUGGACAUGCGACACCUAGAAGAGAGUUUCCAAGGAAUCAAAAGAGCCAUCCAAGCCAAGGACACCUUCCCAAACAUCACCAUCCUGUCCACAGCGGAGACCCUGCGGAGCAUUAAGCCCGUGGAUGUGUGCUGUGUGACCAAGAGCCUCCUGGAGUUCUACAUGGACAGGGUUUUCAAGGACCAUCAGGAGCUGAAGCCCCAGGCCUUGAGGACGAUCAGCAGCGUUGCCAACUCUUUCCUCUACAUGCAGAAAGCCCUGCAGCAGUGUCAGGUGCAGAGACGGUGUCCCUGCAGUGAGGAAGCCACCAAUGCAACCAGAAUGGUCUAUGACAACUACGAUCAGCUGGAGGUCCCUUCUGCCGCUACUAAGUCCCUGGGAGAACUCGAUGUCUUUCUCGCUUGGAUUGCCAAGAAUCAUCAGAAGACUUCCCCUGCCUGA
Messenger RNA from Octodon degus (degu), 556 nucleotides. It is a transcript of the gene Il19, whose product is annotated as interleukin 19. Bases 17 to 556 code for a protein of 179 amino acids. The record is from RefSeq and is a predicted model, not a curated record. NCBI's taxonomy places the organism in Eukaryota, Metazoa, Chordata, Mammalia, Rodentia, Octodontidae. The transcript has 6 exons.